Phragmites australis (common reed) is the source of this 534-nucleotide messenger RNA. Its product is annotated as ubiquitin-fold modifier 1. NCBI's taxonomy places the organism in Eukaryota, Viridiplantae, Streptophyta, Magnoliopsida, Poales, Poaceae. The transcript is spliced from 4 exons. Gene Ontology annotation, cellular component: cytoplasm; nucleus. The record is from RefSeq and is a predicted model, not a curated record. Gene Ontology annotation, biological process: protein K69-linked ufmylation. Bases 131 to 427 code for a protein of 98 amino acids.
UCGUGAGGCGUGUUCGCCUCAGAAAAACGCAACCCUUUGCAAAAGGAGCGGCUGGGCCCACCGAACAGAGCACUUCUAUCACGCAAUCCGCGACCCCCGGGAGGCGAACCACCCGGCGUCUCGGCAUCCCAUGGCGUCGGCGGGCGGCGGCGGCGCUGGAGGGAAGGUGUCGUUCAAAAUCAUCCUCACCUCCGACCCCAAGCUUCCCUUCAAAGUGUUUAGCGUGCCUGAGGCGGCGCCGUUCACCGCGGUGCUCAAGUUCGCCGCCGAAGAGUUUAAGGUCCCGCCCCAGACCAGCGCCAUCAUCACCAACGAUGGAGUUGGCAUCAACCCCCAGCAAAGUGCAGGCAACGUGUUUCUGAAACAUGGUUCGGAGUUGCGUCUCAUUCCCCGCGAUAGAGUUGGAGCCGUGGUUGUGUCUUUCUAGAUGAUACAAUACAUAAUGAGCAAAACUUGACAGAAUAAGAUUUGAUGUUAGCUGCUUGAUUGUACAAUGUGACAUAUAUGUUUCCUUUACAUGUUUUCCUGUUUGUA